GUUAUAUCCAGCCCACCUAAAACCCUUCGACUCGACCUUCGUAGUAUCUCGUACUCUCAAAAAGGGUGAAAAACCCUGAUUUCAGUUCCCGGGCUGUUUUGCCCUCUUCUCCUCAACGAAAAUGGCAGCAGCUGCAACUAGAUUCUUCUCUCUGUUUGAAAGCAACGCCACCGCGACCGCGGCCGCCGCAAACCUCUACCCGUUCCGUGCAAUUCGAUUACCCACUAAACUAUUCUCUUCCCCAACCCUACGCUUCCGCCGCUACUCGUCUUCCCCCGCUUCUGUGAUAGACAAUGAUACUACCACCACCGCGGCCAUUGGUGAAACAAUUGGAGACUCCCACCAACAUCCGUGGCCGGAGUGGGUGACUUUCGUUGACCGUUUGAAGGCCAAAGGUUACUUUAAGAAAGAAAGUGGAAAUGAUGUUGCUGUCUAUAAAGAUAUGAGCAUUUUGAAGGAAGCUUGUCUCAGUUUUGGUCGUGAUCGCUUCGACUUAUUUAAGUCAUUAUCUAUGCAAGACAUUCAAACUCUUGUCGAAAAGGGUUGUCCUAAUAUCAACAGAAAGACUGUUAAUUCAGGAAAACGACUGAGAGCCCAUCUACAACUCGAUGAAGGAGAUGUUUGUGGUGUUUGCAUCUUGAGAGGAUCAUGUGAUAGGGCCUAUUUGAUUCUAAAAGACAUUGAAUCCGGUGCUCGAACUGUAGAUAUUGUGCGCAUUUUGUUAAACUAUGCACUUGAUCCAGUUAUUGAUUCAAAUAUGAAGCCUUUAGGAGCAGAAGACAUUGAAGCAUCUGCAAGAAAAUUGCUUUUGGAGUUGACUGAACUUAGCGACACAGCCAUUGAUCAUGAAGCUCAAAAGCCACCUGCAAUAGUUGCUCGAAAGGCGCAAAAUUUUGAUUUUAAAGAACGCGAUUCUUCAAGAAAUGUUGAAAUGAAAAGAGGAGAUUGGAUGUGUCCCAAGUGCAAUUUCUUGAAUUUUUCAAGGAAUAAAAAGUGUCGCGAAUGUAAUGAAGAUGGUCCUUUAAAACCUGGUCUUGAUGAAGUUGAAAUGAAGAAAGGAGAUUGGAACUGUCCUCAGUGUAAUUUUAUGAAUUUUUCAAGAAACAUUCGGUGUCUAAAAUGCAAAACUGAGGGGCCUAAGAGGGUUGGAAUUGAUGAUGUUGAAAUGAAGAAAGGAGACUGGAACUGCCCACAGUGUCAGUUUAUGAAUUUUGCAAGCAACACAAAGUGUUUACGUUGCAGAGAGCAACGUCCCAAAAGGCAACUGAAUUCUGGAGAGUGGGAGUGUCCUUCGUGUGAUUUCUUUAAUUAUGCGGGGAAUGUUGUUUGUCGAAAGUGUAGUGGUGAAAGGCCAAAUAAUGCAGAAGCUAAGUAUGAAGAGCAGAUGUGGAAAAAGCCUUCUUAAUUUUGUUACUCUGGGAGGGAAUAAAGCUUACAACUUUACACAAACUUCGGUCAAGUCACAAGCAGCGAGUGUCAUAACCCAUAUUAAAUGAGAUGUACAAAUAGCCCUAAGCAUAAGCACAAGAUCGGUGCUUAGUUGGGCCUAUUGGGCCUUGAAGUUUGGUUGCUUAUGGACCCUGAUUUGGCUAAUAGUUUUAGGGUUUGUUUCUUUUUAUUUCAUUAAGCAUUGUAUGGAUGAAUCAUAUCUAUUAAGAAAUGUUGGUGAAUGGUAAUUUAUUUAUUUGAUUGCAA
Lactuca sativa (garden lettuce) is the source of this 1695-nucleotide messenger RNA. RefSeq lists its product as uncharacterized. Gene Ontology annotation, molecular function: mRNA binding. Gene Ontology annotation, cellular component: cytoplasm. The record is from RefSeq and is a predicted model, not a curated record. NCBI's taxonomy places the organism in Eukaryota, Viridiplantae, Streptophyta, Magnoliopsida, Asterales, Asteraceae.